AUGCGCUUCUCUACGCUCGCUUCCACUGUCCUCCUCUCCGCCGCUGCUCUCGCGGUACCCACGAAACUUGCCGCGAGAAGCUCGAGAGUCUACAUAACCUCGGACCCCUUCUGGGGCUACCGCGAGAACUCCGGCUUCUUUCAAGCCUUCGACAUCGAGGGCGCUGAUAAAUGCGUCGAUCUCAAGGGGACUAAAUUCGACAACGCCAUUUCGUCCUUCGGCCCCGAUUCGGGCGUCAAAUGCAUCGUCUAUGACGGGUACAAUUGCACCGGGCAGAACGAGCCAAUUUGGUACUCUGGAUACGCGGAUAUGGGUUGGAAUGGAUGGGACAACCGCGUGAGCUCAUACGAGUGCGGAUUCUGCACCAAGGGUGUGGAUAAGGGAUGCUUGUAG
Molecule: messenger RNA, 393 nt
Organism: Trematosphaeria pertusa
Lineage: Eukaryota; Fungi; Ascomycota; Dothideomycetes; Pleosporales; Trematosphaeriaceae
Exons: 5
Coding region: 1-393 (130 amino acids)
Source: RefSeq, a predicted model, not a curated record